This is a messenger RNA of Seminavis robusta, 949 nucleotides long. The record is from the annotation of a GenBank genome assembly. NCBI's taxonomy places the organism in Eukaryota, Bacillariophyta, Bacillariophyceae, Naviculales, Naviculaceae.
GAACCAAAGAGAGUCGCCAAGAGAACCAGUGGGAAGGCUGAAGUGGAGCUGCUGCAGCCUGCAGGAGAGAUGUUGGUGCUGGGAUGACUGCUCUAUCGGCAAUGCGCUCAACGAUCUCACAAUUUUGGCAAGCACUUGAGCUGAGCAAUUGAUCUUUUGAGCAUAGCUACGAAGCAAGACAAUCCGACACAACCAUGAGACAACACUCUGAACUUCGCUCUUCUGCUCCCACCAAGCGAGUAAGUUUUGGGGACAGCAAAGAAUUUAACUACAAUACCACAAGAACUGAAGACGAGAGGCGGGCGAGCUGGUACUCCAAUCAGCAAUUCGUGGAAAUGAGAGGUCAAGCGUACGGUCUGGCCAAGACAGCUGUUCUUCUCGGAGAAUUCGAGAGAUUGAAUGGAAAUACUCUGCGAGGUCUGGAGAAGAUUAUCCCCAACAAGGCUACCAAUCCCAAGAGACGGCGAAACACGAUCCGCAGCAUUGUGGAGCUUCACCAAAUGGAGGUUAACCCACCAGCAACAGGCAAGGCAGAAGGAAUCAAAGCUACACUUGAAAAGUAUGUGCAAAAGCACGUUGUAGCUGCUCUCAAGAGAGCAAGAGAUCGUGCACUGGAGGACGAGCGAGAAGCCAACAAGAUCUACUAUGAGGGCACCAACGAAUCCUUCAAGAACGUGGCUUUGCAAGAAUCUCUCAAGGCAAUUCCCAGCAGAAGCCCUGCCGCUUAGAUCUCACGAUCCGGGCUCCAACUCCAGACUCCAUCAGCCUCCAUGCAGAUCACUCCUUUGCCUAUAAGACCGAUGCACAGAAUUGUAGAAACACAAACCUUGUCUAUAAAAGCAAACCUUUUGAUACAUUAUAAGACCGUAACACCACUGUAUUGAACAUACUUUUGUCUGGCAGGUAGCUUGUGGGUCGCCUCAAACAAAACAGGAAGCGCAACCUAGGU